Messenger RNA from Lodderomyces pseudojiufengensis, 1737 nucleotides. Its product is annotated as DNA-directed RNA polymerase III subunit. Gene Ontology annotation, cellular component: RNA polymerase III complex. Lineage: Eukaryota; Fungi; Ascomycota; Pichiomycetes; Serinales; Debaryomycetaceae. Gene Ontology annotation, molecular function: single-stranded DNA binding. The record is from RefSeq and is a predicted model, not a curated record. The coding region runs from base 1 to 1737 and encodes 578 amino acids. The transcript has a single exon. Gene Ontology annotation, biological process: DNA-templated transcription.
AUGGAUGAUGAUAAUUUUGAUAUAGUAAAAGCUCAAUCUCCAAAAUCUUAUUUAUAUUCAAUAGUAGCAUUAAAUCAUUUAGGAGAAAUAGCAUCCAAAAUAAUAAUAACAUUAAUAUCAAAUGGUAGAUUAACUUCAAAAGAAAUUAGUAAUGAAACAAAUCUUACAAUUAAAUCAAUAAAAACUUCAUUAGUUUCAUUAAUUCAAUUAAGUUGUAUUAAUUUUUGGUAUGAUGAAAAAACAAGACAAACUUUUUAUUCAUUUAAUGAAAUUGGAAUAUUAAAAUUAAUUCAUAGUGGUGAUAUAUUAAAUUAUAUAACUCAAUAUUAUGGAAUUGAAGAAGCAGAAAUUAUUCAAAAUAUUUUAGAAAUUGGUCAUAUAAAAUUAGAAGAUUAUUUAAAUCAAUUUAUUGAUAAUGAAAAAUUAAAAUUAACAAAAGAAAGAUUAUUUUUAAAAUUAUUUAAUGAUGAUUGGUUAAAAAUUUUAAAAAUUUAUGAUUAUCAAGAUAUAAAUGAUAUAUGGCAACAAAUAUUUGAUGAUACAAUGGCUAAAACUCCAAGAUCUGCUACUACUUCAGAAGUUAAAAGAAUUGCAGAAGUUACAAGUAUAUGUAAAGAAAAAUUAAUAAAAUUAUUAGAAUAUCAACCUAUUGAAACUUUUAUAACAAAACAUGGUUCAAAAAAAUUAAAUCCUAAAUUGGUGCUAACUUUCAAUUUAGAAAGAUAUUUAAAACAUUCAAGAACUGAAUCAUUUACAAAUUUAUCAUGUUCAAGAAUUGGAUUUAUAACUUCAAAAAUUUAUGAAGCAGGUUUAAAAAGUAUUGAAACAAAUAGUCCAAAUUUAUCAUAUCCAUUUUUAAAAAUUUCUGGAUUAUUAAAUUUACCAGGAGAUUUUAAAGAAUUUAAAUUAAAUAUUGAAAGAAAUUUAAUAUCUGAAAAAAAAAUUAUUUUUACUGUUAAAGAUAUUUUGAAAUAUUUACCAAAAGAAAUUGAUAUUAGAAAUUCAACUGUAACUUUUAAGAAUACUUCCGAAAAUGAUGAUGAUGAUGAUGAUGAACCACCAACAAAAAAGAUAAAAUUAGAAAAUGGAUUUAAACAUAAUAAUGAUGAUGAAGAUGAUGAAGAACUUAUCAGUACAAUUAAUCAACAUUUAAAAUUUUUAGUUUCUAGUAAAUUUUUAAUUGAAGUAUCUCCAGGAUUUUAUAGUGUACCAUAUUAUCAAAUGUCUCAUACUGUACAACAAUAUAAUUUUGAAAUGAUUAUAAAAUCAACUUUAAGAGAACAAGCAUUUAGAAUAUUAAGAUGUAUAAAACAAUUAAAAUUAGCUGAUGAAAAAGCUAUAUCACAACAAGUUUUAUUAAAAGAAAAAACAGUUAGAAAUGAAAUUUAUCAAUUAAUAAAGGCAAAUAUAAUUGAAAUUCAAGAAAUUCCAAGAAGUAUAGAUAGAGCAGCAUCAAAAACUUUUUAUUUAUUUAGAUAUAAGGAAUUUCAAACAUUUGAAAAUUUAAAAAAUUGUUUAAUUUAUGAUAUGGCUGAAAUUUUAAAUCAAAUAAUUUUUUUCCAAAAUGAAAAUAAAAUUUUGUUGGAUAAAUGUAAUAGAAAAGAUGUUGAAGGUCAUGAAGAAGAAUAUUUAAUUGAUUCAGAAUUAAAAAUUUUACAAUUUUUACAAAAUCGUCAAAUUAAAAAUAUUAUAAAAUUUAAUAGAAUUGGUUCUUUAUUAAAUAUAUUUAAUUUAUAA